AGCGACCUUUAGUUUCCCUCCUUUUCUUCCCUCCGUUCUCCAUCGCGGAGACCGAGAUAUAGAAACAGAGAGAGCAAAGGAGCCUUCGUCUUCUCCUUCCUUUCUUGAAGGCGUAAGAGGAUUCGUCUUUCUCUGAGCAUGGCUUCACCUGAGGAUGAAGUUGGGAAAGAAGGCUUGCCCCCUCCGCCACCAGUCAUACCACCACAUGUUGUCCCAAUAAAGGCUGAGCCUUCUCCAAGACCAGAACAUCUGAAGCGCUCUCCGAUGGUGAGGUGUGGUUUUGGUUCUGGUGGACGGCACAUCCAGUUGCUCUCGAACCACUUCAGUGUUAGAUUUACUGCCCAAGAUGCAGCUUUCUACCACUAUACCGUUACUAUCAAAUCUGAAGAUAAGCAUGCUGUAGAGGCUAAGGGGAUGGGACGAAAAAUCAUGGACAAGCUUUAUCAGACUUACAGUUCUGAGCUUGCUGGGAAGGAGUUCGCUUAUGAUGGAGAGAAGAGCUUAUUCACUGUUGGUCCUCUUCCUCAGAACAAUUUUGAGUUCACAGUUGUCUUAGAAGAAUCAUCACUGAGGAGGGUUGGUGGUUUAAGUCCAGGUAAUGCUAGCCCCAGUGAAGGUGAUCGGAAGCGAUCAAAGCAUUCACGCCUUGCAAAGAAGUUUAACAUAGAAAUAAGUUAUGCUGCUAAGAUUCCCUUGAACUCCAUUGCACUUGCUCUUAAAGGAAGUGAGUCGGAACACACCCAGGAUGCUUUGAGAGUUCUAGACAUCAUAUUAAGACAACAACAGGCCAAAAGGGGUUGCCUCCUUGUUAGACAAUCUUUUUUCAAUGGUGAACAUACAAACUUCUGUGACUUGGGUGGUGGUGUCGCGGGCUGCCGAGGUUUCCACUCAAGCUUUCGCACCACUCUAGGUGGUUUGUCAUUAAACAUGGAUGUUUCCACUACAAUGAUUAUGAAACCUGGUCCAGUCGUGGACUUUUUGCUGGCCAACCAGGGCGUUAAGGAUCCUCGUCAAGUUGACUGGGUGAAGGCUAAACGAAUGCUGAAAAAUAUGAGAAUCAAGACUAGGCACAAUAACUUGGAAUUUAAGAUCAUAGGGAUAAGCGAGAUGCCAUGCAACCAGCAACACUUUCCAAUGAAAGUCAGAGAUGGCAAUGGAGAAGGUCAGAUCGUGGAGGUUACUGUGUAUGAUUACUUUGUCAACAGCCGCAAGAUUGAGUUGACAUGGUCAGCCAAUAUGCCCUGCCUUGAUGUGGGAAAACCAAAGCGCCCUAAUUACCUUCCUGUUGAGCUUUGUCAUCUUGUGUCACUGCAACGUUAUACCAAGGCAUUGUCUGGUCAACAAAGAGCUGCCCUAGUGGAAAAAUCACGACAGAAGCCUCAAGAACGGAUCAGAGUAGUAACUGAUGCUGUGCAAACCAAUCGGUAUGAAGAAGAUGUGUUGCUAUCUUCUUGUGGUAUUCAUAUCGAGAGGAAACUCACCCAGUUGGAUGGCCGUGUUCUUCCUGCACCAACGUUGAAGGUUGGUAAUGCAGAAGACUGCGUCCCUCGCAACGGGCGAUGGAAUUUUAACAGCAAGAGGCUUUGGGAGCCCAUAAAGAUUGAGCGUUGGGCAAUUGUGAAUUUUUCUGCACGUUGUGAUAUGAGUCAUCUUUCUCGGGAACUGAUAAACUGCGGAAAGAACAAAGGAAUUCUUAUUAAUCGUCCCUUCACUUUAAUUGAAGAGGAUCGUCAAUGGAUAAGAUCUGGGCCUAUGGUAAGAGUUGAACGGAUGAUUGAACAGAUAAAAGCAAGGCUACCUGGGCCUCCUGAAUUUCUUCUAUGUGUCUUGCCAGAGAGAAAGAAUUCUGAUAUUUAUGGGCCAUGGAAGAGAAAAAAUCUUCAUGAGUUGGGUAUAGUUACUCAAUGUAUUGCUCCUAAUAGAAUCAAUGACCAAUAUUUGACAAAUGUCCUUCUGAAAAUUAAUUCUAAGCUUGGUGGCACCAACUCUAUAUUAGCUGUUGAACAUCGAAAUUGUAUCCCCUUAAUCAAUGAGAACCCUACCAUGAUUUUGGGGAUGGAUGUUUCUCAUGGAUCUCCUGGAAGAUCUGAUAUUCCAUCCAUAGCAGCAGUUGUUGGGUCUAGAUAUUGGCCGCUGAUAUCAAGAUAUAGAGCAUCUGUAAGAACACAGUCUCCUAAAUUGGAAAUGAUUGAUUCUCUUUACAAGCCACAAGCAAAUGGACAGGAUGACGGAAUAUUAAGGGAGCUGUUGGUAGACUUCUAUCAAACUAGUGGUUGCAGAAAACCUUCUCAGAUAAUCAUUUUCAGGGAUGGUGUGAGUGAAUCUCAGUUCAGUCAGGUUUUGAACAUUGAGCUUGACCAAAUUAUCAAGGUUUAUGAGCAUUUAGGUGAGGCUACACUUCCAAAGUUCACAGUGAUUGUGGCACAAAAGAACCACCACACAAAACUUUUUCAAGCUGGUGGCCCUGAAAAUGUUCCACCUGGAACUGUUGUGGAUACAAAGGUUGUUCAUCCAAGAAAUUAUGAUUUCUACAUGUGUGCUCAUGCUGGAAUGAUAGGAACCUCAAGACCAACCCAUUACCACAUCUUGCUUAAUGAGAUUGGCUUUUCAGCUGAUGAUCUGCAGGAGCUUGUUCAUUCACUUUCCUAUGUAUAUCAGAGGAGUACCACAGCAGUAUCUAUCGUGGCUCCUAUCUGCUAUGCACAUUUGGCGGCAGCACAGAUGUCCCAGUUCAUGAAGUUCGAGGACUUCUCAGAGACCUCUUCUGGACAAGGUCCAGUCACCGCAUCUGGACAGUCUGCCAUUCCAGAACUUCCACAAUUGCAUCCCAAUGUGUGCAGCUCCAUGUUCUUUUGCUAAGUUUCUGCAGGUUACUGGUGAUACUGGAAUUUUGUUUGGGUAAACAGCCGAGCUGCAGGUUUACCAUCUGUCCAUCUGUCUUUAAACUAUGACUUGCAGACAACUUGAAUUUGAGGCCUGGCAACUAAUGGGUUUCAAAGAUACUUUAGAUUUUGAUAUUUCUAUAAAUAUUUCCAAUGAGUGAUUUUGUUACUUACCUUUGUAAAAAGUUUGGAGGAGUAUUCUACAGGCACCCUUUUUGUUUUUGGUAUAAUACUUAAGUUUUUUUAUUGUUCUAUCGGUAUGAAAAGGACACAUUAUUUGAUGAAUACUUGAAUCUUCAAGAUUCUUCUUCGAAUUAAUCUUCUGUUACAGUUUCGGAUAGUACUG
Molecule: messenger RNA, 3228 nt
Organism: Elaeis guineensis (African oil palm)
Lineage: Eukaryota; Viridiplantae; Streptophyta; Magnoliopsida; Arecales; Arecaceae
Source: RefSeq, a predicted model, not a curated record